CGCCUCCGCCUCCGCCUCCUCAUCCGUCUGAAGCUAUAAAAUCGCCUGCUCCGUUGGUUGGUUCUUGGUUGGUUGGUUCGUUCGUUGGUUCGUCGCCUCCGUCCCCAGGAAGAGCGAUUCGUCGGUGACACCCCGCGAGCAUGCUGUCCUUGCGCUGCCACGCCGCCGCGCCGGCGACCCGCGGCGUCGCAUGUGAACAUGGGGGGCGCUCCUCGUGUUUCCUCUGCGGCGGAGAUAAAUAAGAUCGACGGAGGAAAAAAAGGAUUCUUGAAGCGAUUGCGGCGGCCGAAUAGGAGGGAGGGAGGCCGGCCGGCGGCGGGCUCGCCUGCGUUCUCUGCGAUGAAGUACGUCUCCGGGCCGUACUUCGAGCCGGACUUCGAUCCGCUCCUCGAUCGCUUCGGCACUCCCGGGGUCGUCGUCGACAACGAGACGCGCGAGGACUGCACGCUCGUGAAGGUUGACAGCGUGAACCGGGACGGCGUGCUGCUGGAGAUGGUGCAGCUGCUCACCGAUCUCGACCUCGUCAUCUCCAAGUCCUACAUCUCCUCCGACGGCGGCUGGCUCAUGGAUGUGUUCCACGUCACGGACCAGAUCGGGCGCAAGCUGACGGACCCGUCACUCCCCGAGUUCAUCCAGCGGGCGCUCGUGCCGUCCCACCGGCCCGGCAACGGCCCGUCGCCCAGGUUCACGACGUGCCUCGGCAACGUGAUCGGCCCCGGCGGCCCCGACGUGUCGGACUGCGCCGCCCUCGAGUUCACGGUGCACGACCGGCCGGGGCUCCUGUCGUCCAUCACCUCCGUGCUGGCCGACAACGGGUGCCACGUCGAGUCGGGGCAGGCGUGGACGCACAACGGGCGCGCCGCGGGCGUGCUCUACGUGACGGCGACGGCCGACGGCGCGGCGCUGCACCCGAGCCGGUGGGCGCGCAUCGAGCGGCUGGUGGACGCCGUGGUGGACGCGCGCGAGAACGUGACCGGGGAGCGGCACUGGGUGCGCGUGUCGGAGCUCGUGCAGGGCCGCGUCCACACGGAGCGCCGGCUGCACCAGCUGAUGCACGACGACCGGGACUACGAGUCCGGCCCGGCCCCGACUCCCGUCGACGAGGAGCUCUUCAGCAUGGGCGACAAGGCGGCCACCGCCCGGACGGCUCGCCGCGCCGAGACCCGGGUGUCCAUCGACAGCUGGGAGGAGCGGGGCUACGCCGUCGUCAAGAUGACGAGCAGGGACCGCCCCAGGCUGCUCUUCGACACGGUGUGCGCGCUCACCGACAUGCACUACGUCGUCUUCCACGCCACCGUCGGAUCCCAGGGCGCCCUUGCCAUUCAGGAAUACUACAUCCGGCACAAGGACGGGCGCACGGUCCACAGCAACGCCGAGCGGCAGAAGGUCUCGCGGUGCCUCGUCGCCGCGGUGGAGCGGAGGGCCACGCAUGGCAUGAGGGUGGAGGUGCGCGCCGCCGACAGGUCCGGGUUGCUAUCGGACUUCACCAGGGUGCUGCGGGAGCACGGCCUCUCGCUGCUCAGAGUCGAGCUCAAGAGGCAUAAGGACGAGGCCACCGGCACCUUUUACCUCGUCAUGGACACCGGCGGCGAGGUGCGCACCGAGGCGGUGCGCACCGUGCAGGCCAGGGUAGCCGAGAUGGACGUCUCGCUCGAGAUAGUCAAGGAGGCCCCUGGCUGGCCGCCGGUGAGGAAGACCAGCGUGCCGGCGGCCCCGCUUGCCGCCAGGCAGCAGCAGGCCCAGGAGAGGCCGAGACCUUCCCUGGGGAGCCUUCUAUGGUCACACCUUGGGAAGCUCUCAAAUAACUUCAGCUACUGAGCUACAUCAGAUCUUAAAAACACAUGGCAGAACAAUCCACCGCUUCCUUUGGUACCUCAUUUCCAGCAAUUCCGGGCCCGGGGUAGCUAUUGUUAAAAUGCUGGGAAUCAGUGAAAAUUUGUAUAUAAAGUAUAGCAUGUUGUUUCUCUCUCAAAAAAAGUAUAGCAUGUUGUAUUGCA
Panicum virgatum (switchgrass) is the source of this 1997-nucleotide messenger RNA. Its product is annotated as ACT domain-containing protein ACR3-like. The transcript is spliced from 7 exons. The coding region runs from base 199 to 1818 and encodes 539 amino acids. The record is from RefSeq and is a predicted model, not a curated record. Lineage: Eukaryota; Viridiplantae; Streptophyta; Magnoliopsida; Poales; Poaceae.